Molecule: messenger RNA, 1335 nt
Organism: Dentiscutata erythropus
Lineage: Eukaryota; Fungi; Glomeromycota; Glomeromycetes; Diversisporales; Gigasporaceae
Source: the annotation of a GenBank genome assembly
AUGGUUUUCCCAAAACUGUCAGUCUUCAUUUUCUUUGUGUCUCUCGUGACAAUUUCACUUGGCCAUCCGCAAUCUCGCUCUUCUUUUAACAAACGUUUCGACGCAAAAUUCAAUCACGUCCUGCUCAUUUCAAUUGAUGGCCUCCAUCAAAAGGAUGUAGACGUGUUUACAAAGGACAAUCCGGGUUGUACGCUUGCAACAAUUCUUAAAAAUGCCGUAUAUUUCACGAACGUACAGGAUUCCUUCCCAACUGAUUCUUUCCCAGGUCUUAUGGCUCAAGUAACUGGUGGUAAACCUGCGACCACCGGUGUUUGUAUGAUGAUUCUUGGGAUAGUACUUUUUAUACCGCCGGAUCCAAUUGUACUGGCACGCCUGUCGCUUGAUACAGACGUGACUAAACUUAACACAACCCUUAAUGAAACUGCAUUUCCAGAACAACUUAAAGAUGGUAAAUGUGUAAAAGUUCAUCCAUACGACUAUCUUCGUGUUAAUACUAUUUUUGAGGUCGCUAAGCAGCAUGGUCUUACAACUGCUUGGGUUGAUAAAGAACCAGCAUACACGAUUGUCAAUGGUCCAUCCGGGAAGGGUGUUGAUGAUUUUUGGGGACCAGAAAUUUCUAGUAUCAACAGUACUGAUGUUACACAGGUUAAACAAUAUGAUGGUAAUCAUACUCAAGCCAUACUCAAUUGGAUAAAUGGUAUAAGGACUGAUGGUACUCCUUUCAAGGUUCCUAAUAUUUUCGGUGGUAAUUUCCAGACUGUUAGUGUGGCCCAAAAGUCACCUGCUGGUGGUUAUAAGAAUGCCAAUGCUAAUCCGACUGAUGUUCUUGAGGGUGCUUUUAAAUAUCAUGGUCAAUCUCCUAUAGAUCCAAAGUUACUUCAGAGAAUUGAUCCAGACUUUUUGUCGAACCAAGUCGGAAGCGACAAAAUUAAUCAUUUAACAACCGAUGAUGUUGCACUUUUAUGGUUGAAAGAUCAUAGCGAUUCAAAAGCCGCAGCAGAAAGUCUUAUGAAUAACAAAACUCUCGCUAUUACAGAAGUAUUUGAAGGCGAUUCUCUCCAGUCAGAAUUUGGACGUGAUCCCGAUAUUGCUAUCAAAGUUAACCCUGGUGUUAUUUAUUCCCUUUCAACAGCAAAGAUUGCCGAACAUGGCGGCUUCAACGAAGAUUAUCACGUUCCAAUUAUAGUUUACAACCCCUGUAUUGACGGAAAAGUUAAUACUGACAAUGUUGAAACCCGCUCGAUCGCACCUUUUAUUCUUUCUGUCCUUGGAUUGGAUGGGAAUGAGUUGGAGGCAGUUGCUAAAGAGGAAACACCCACUCUCCCGGUUUUUUGA